CCAGCGAAAUAUGAGUGGCUUUCAAAAAAGAAAACUACACUUCGCCUUCUGACUAUAACUCACAAUAAAUAAAGAAUAAAGCGGCCGUAGAGACGCAGCUCCGGCUCUUCGCUCCGCCGCGGCUCUGAAGAGGCUGGUUCGCGGGCAGAGAGGUUCGACCCUCGGCCCGGCUGAGGAGGAAAAGAGGUUCCCCUUUACAGAGGCGGCCACUUUAAGCAGCAAUGAAUAACUCCCUGGACGGGGCCGGCUCCUACGAGGAGCUCGUGAGGCAGAAAGCGCGGAGCAUCCCUCAGCAUCGCAUGAAGGAGUUCCUGGAGUCCUUGGCCAGCAAGGGUCCAGAUGCUCUGCAGGAGUUCAGCCAGUCAAGUGGAGACCCAACAACCACCACCACCACCACUAUGGUCUACCAGCAAGAAGCUAAUUGCAUCUACACAGACAGCACAGAGGUGGCGGGGUCAUUGCUGGAACUGGCCUGCCCGGUCCAGGUGCAGGUCCAGCCACAGCAGCAACAGAUACAGAUACAAGAGUCUCAGCAACAAUCUGUUCAGCAGAAUACAGAGCAACAGAUAGUUCAGGUGCAGAUCCAGGGACAUCAACAAGGUCAGAUGCUGGGUCAGGUUCUCCAAUUGCCCUCUGGUUCACAUCAACAGCUACAGGGUGUGACUACUGCACAGCUGAUUCAGCCUGGGGAUCUCACAGAGGAGCAGCACCAACAACUGCAAGCCCAGUUGGUGGCAGCUGUUGCAGGAGGACAGCAGAUCCAAAUCCAGACAGUGGGGGCCCUCUCACCCACACAACUGCAGGACAAUGCAGAGAGAAGGAUACUGGGAACUACCGUUGCCACAUCCCAGGGAGCAGGUGUCCUCCAGCCAGCCAAGAAGCGUAAGGUGGACAUGCCCAUCACUGUGUCCUAUGCCCUGCCUGGUCAGCAGGUAGCCACAGUCCUGGCUAUCCCUCAGGGACAGGGUCAGCAGCAAAGUUAUGUGUCACUUCGGCCGGACCUCCUGACAGUGGACAGUUCCCAUCUUUACAGUGCCACAGGCACAAUCACCAGUCCUACAGGUGAGACUUGGACAAUCCCUGUGUACUCUGCUCCUGCUGGGCCUGGAGGCCGGGAGCAGGUGACACACAUUGCCAUCCCCCAGGAGGCUUAUGGAACAGUGCAGGUUUCAGGGGCAAACACUACAACAAUGACCACAAUGCCAACACAUGUCACUGUUGAAAGUGACAAGCUGAAAAUCCCUGUCAGUCAGAGUCAGACAGUGCAGGCGGUUUCUAGUAUAACAAGCUCUGGAGGAAUGGGGGGCCAGGAAGAAGUUGUGCACACACUAUCUGCAAACACGCUGUUCCCUGCCCAGCUGAUGAACGGAAACAUUCACAUCCCGGUGUCUGUACAGGGUUAUUCCAAUGCUACUCAGUCCCUCAUCUGGGACCCACAGCAGCAGGUGUUGCACACGCAGGGUCUGUCAGCGCAGGAAGCACAGCAGCUACAGUUGCAGGGUCAGACGGUGGUAGCAGAGGUAGAUGGCCAACAGCAAGUGCAGGUGCAGGAGCUCCUGCUGCCAGCCACGCUGAAGCCUGAAGAGGGGCUAGAAGUAUGGCGACUUUGGGCUCAACGAAAAAAUGCAGAGCUUGAGAAAUCAGACAGUACUAAACUGGCCCCAAUUGGCCGACGUCAGGUACUACGUUUCCAGGAAGACCUGGUGUCAAGUGCAGUCGCUGAGCUCUGCAUGGGUCUCUCUAUGAUGACAACAGACGCUCGGGGACUGGAAGGGGAGACUUUCGACUCUGAUGUUCUCUACUAUGUAUUUCUGUGCAUUCAAAAAUAUCUGUUCGAUAAUGGCCGUGUGGAUGACGUUUUCUCGGAUCAGUACUACACCCGGUUCGCUCACAGGCUGCACCAGAUCCUGGAGCCUUGGAGACCAUCCGUUCAUCCGCUAGGUUACAUUAUACCCAGUCAUGUGACGGAGGAGAUGCUAUGGGAAUGUAAACAGCUGGGAGCUCAUUCACCCUCAACACUGCUCACAACUCUUAUGUUCUUCAACACAAAGUAUUUUCACCUAAAAACAGUGGAUCAGCAUCUAAAAGUUGCCUUUUCUAAGGUGCUCCGGCACACCAGAAAAAGUCCCAACAAUCCUAAAGACAAGAGCACCAGCAUCCGAUACCUCAAGUCAACAGAGAGGUUCAUAGGACAGAAAGUGACAGAUGACAUGUACUCAGAGCAGCUGGAGGACCCAGAUAACCCACUGCGCUGCCCCAUCAAACUCUACGAUUUCUACCUCUUCAAAUGUCCACAGAGUGCUAAAGGUCGCAACGACACCUUCUACCUGACUCCCGAGCCUGUGGUGGCUCCCAACAGCCCCAUCUGGUACUCCACCCAGCCAAUCUCGAAAGAACAGCUGGAGCAGAUGCUCGCCCGCAUCCUCGUCAUCCGCGAUAUCCAGGAAGCCAUUAACAUGUCAGAGAGCAUGCACUAGUGUGACUGGAGGAGAACUGUAAACGGACUCUGACUCUUCCUCUUCACCCAGCCUUUGACUGCUAAUCGAGUAGUUUUCUAUUCUCUCACACCCUCUUGUGGUCUGUAAGGGUGGCAUGUAAUUGUUUAUAAACAUUCAGUGUCCGCAUAUCUUAACCACGGACUGUAAAUACACAUACCAACAUUAUGGAAAAUAAUUUGUCUUAAGGAGGCAAUCGCUCACUCUUUUCCCUUUCGGUUAUGGCCAAAGGAUGUGGCGGCUAAUCAUUUUAUUGGACCUGAACUCUAAUUUAAAUGUAAUUUUAACUCUUGGCUCGACUCACCAAUAGUCUGGAACAAGUAAUUUGUGUGAACUUUCUUUGUAUUUCACUCGUAUGUCUUGAGCUGAGGUCGCACAUGCGGCAGCACUGCAGCUCAUCGGGACUUCACUGUUAAGGACUCUUACUACACAGUGUCAUGAACUUGACCUGCAGCUACUAGCUCUUGCCGCAUGGUGGUGAUGUGGCAGAAGGAGGGUUAAGGUUGAUGACGGCUGCUGGAUCCUCCUCAGCCACUCAUCACCAACCCCAGAACUCAACCUGAAGAGUGAUUCUAUUGUAUCAUACAUGUUUAUUAAAUAAUGAAAGACUCUUAAGAAGCGGGAUAGCCCUUAAUGUUCUAUAAUGUAUUAUACUCAUAGCUCCAUGUACUGUAUAGGGUUUCAGUCAUCUAAGGAGAAUGGCAGUGCCUGUGUGUUUUUGAAACAUGACCUUUUUGUACAGCCACGAUACCAUGUGUCUGCCUUUCUAGCAAGUACAGUAUAUAUUCUGCACAUGCAUCCUGACAUACAAACCGCAUCGUGUGAAAUAUAUAAAGAUGCACAAUGAUUUUCUGAAUAAAAGUCAUCACUUUAUCAGCAA
Molecule: messenger RNA, 3375 nt
Organism: Limanda limanda (common dab)
Lineage: Eukaryota; Metazoa; Chordata; Actinopteri; Pleuronectiformes; Pleuronectidae
Product: transcriptional regulator QRICH1-like
Exons: 12
Coding region: 222-2477 (751 amino acids)
Source: RefSeq, a predicted model, not a curated record